Molecule: messenger RNA, 1185 nt
Organism: Mitosporidium daphniae
Lineage: Eukaryota; Fungi; Microsporidia
Exons: 4
Coding region: 1-1185 (394 amino acids)
Biological process (GO): cytoplasmic stress granule assembly
Cellular component (GO): cytoplasmic stress granule
Molecular function (GO): RNA binding
Source: RefSeq, a predicted model, not a curated record
AUGGCAACUUGGUAUUUUAUUAAAAAUUACAAGGGCCAAAGCACGGCCGGACAUAUCAUAAAUUUUAUUAAAAUGUGGGGUAAGGCUACUUCAAGCGCAGAAGUCGAUAAAGGUCUCGGAAUUCCAACACAUGCUUCUCAAUCCCCGAUGAAAAAAGUCUUCCCUCGCGAGCGAAGCUUGCAACCAUGGAGCUCUUCUACGGACGAUACUACCUUCGAACCUCUUGGCUAUAAAAACAGUGACUCCAAUUGGGACCAAUUCAAGGCAAAUGAGCAAAAGUUUGGAUAUAUCAAAAACCCCAUUAACGAGACCAUAUAUACUACGCCACUAGACAAAAAAUCGGAGCUUUAUCAAAGCAAAAUUGAAGAAGCUGAGCGUCUGUCAAGGGAGAUUCUUGCUUCGUCUCAUUCGAAUUCACACAUCUUGGAAGAAAGAGGAGAACCCAUAUCAUCUAAGGACCAUGAAAUUGACGAGGAAAAAUAUGCCUCUGUUUCUCGUACAAUUGUACGAUCAUCUGGUGCGUAUGUUCCUCCCUCAUUAAGAAGUAAAGAACCUUCAGUUCCGCAAGCGUGUUCUGCAGAAUAUUCUGGUAAUGUAUUAGUGGAGGAAAUUAAUUUUGCAACGCCUAUUUUGAAUGAUAUUUCCUCCGAGCAACAUCAUUUUAUUGAGCAGGCUACUGUUAAUGAAGCUGUAAAUUCUUCUGAUCAUGUAAACACAAAUGAAAAUUCUUCAGGCAAGGAUGCAUCUUCAGAAUUGGAAUGUGAUAUUAUUUCUUGCUCGACCAAAUCUAGUGAUAAUGCUUCCUCGCCCGCAUUUAUUGAGCGAGAAUUUCUCGAUGGACCUACAACGCAAUCAAUUGACACCAUUAACCCGGUUAGUAUCAAGGAGCAACCAACACUAAAAGCUGUAAAGCUAAAUAUCAAUGCACCUGAAUUCUACCCAAAAAGGAAUUCUUUCGCUUUCCAGCAGCCUCAAAAUUCAUAUUAUUCCCCUGGAUACUAUUCUUAUGCAUCUUCAGACGUACCUGCUAUUUCAUAUUAUGAUCCCACGGGUGCCGUUUAUUUCCCAAGCGGUCAGUAUUCGUACUAUUAUGACCCCCCAGGUACACCAUAUAAUGUAGCGAGCAGAUAUAAGAAGAAUAAUGGCACCCAAGACACCUCUUAUGACAGCGAUUCUAAGAGAUAG